Messenger RNA from Trichoderma atroviride IMI 206040, 1284 nucleotides. RefSeq lists its product as uncharacterized. Gene Ontology annotation, molecular function: DNA-binding transcription activator activity, RNA polymerase II-specific. Gene Ontology annotation, biological process: regulation of transcription by RNA polymerase II. NCBI's taxonomy places the organism in Eukaryota, Fungi, Ascomycota, Sordariomycetes, Hypocreales, Hypocreaceae. The record is from RefSeq and is a predicted model, not a curated record.
AUUUGACUGGACACCGAGUCCCGACAGUCAGACUUCCUACAUUUACUACACUAGCACGGCCUUCGUUGUCGUUUGAGUAUAAUUCAUGGAUCCCCAAGUCUCGCUAGCAGUCCAAAAGUGCAGGCCAAAGCGCAAGUCCUCACGAUUCGGCUGCCGAAACUGCAAACUAAGAAAAUUAAAGUGUGACGAGACAAGGCCAUACUGCUCGAAAUGUCGGACAUACGGGGUCUACUGCAACUUCGGCUUCAAUGUUCCCGAUCUUCAACCCGUCCACCAGAAACAAACAAAGGAAGAAUUAGUUAGCCUAUUUGAUAUACCGCGCCCGCGAUCCACUAUCAGUAACGCUAUAUGGGUCGGCGAUGGAUCGACCUAUUUUACACUAGAUCUAAAGGACCAAAUGCUUUUCAAUCGGUUCCGAUAUCAAGUCAUUCACUCCCUCGGUGGUUCUGAAGUGGUACACAUAUGGGAGAGUCACAUGCUUCAUUUCUGUUUUACUUGUCCGUUCCUGAUGCAUGGAACAUUGGCGAUGGCAGCUGUUCAUGAGCGCUUUUUUGAGACGACACCAACACAUCGUCGCUCAUUACGAGAAUCUUAUCACGCAUCUCAAUUCACAACCUUGUUCAGCAAACAGCUCAGCCAACCCAUUAGAGAAGAACACAAGGACCCCCUCUGGGCUGCUGCUGGCGCUGUUGCUAUUCUGACGUUUUCUGCCCUUAAUGCGUCCUCUCCUGAUGAGGCAUGGCCUCUUGGGGCACCCGACUCUUCCGACCUUGGCUGGCUUCGUCUGGGGGUUGGUAAGAUGAAACUGUGGCAUUUAGUAAAUCCGCUGCGGCCAGAAAGUGUGUACCGCAUCAUUUCUGAAUCAUUUGCACAACUACAUCAAUCAGUGCCAACGCGAGGCACCAAUGGCGUGUCAGUCGAAUUGGUACAACUGUGCGGGCUUGACGAAUCGUCGACGCAAGAGAAUAACCCUUUCUUCACAGCUGCGCAUGGUCUCUCCCAGCUAUUAGAAGUACCAAAGGGCAGAGUCUCCCUAGACAAUGCUAUGAAGGUAUGGAGCCAUAUGGAUAAUAGAUUUGUGGUCUUAUUGGAAAUGAAGGACCCGGUAGCGCUUUUGCUGCUUUGCCUGUGGUAUACUAAAGCCAGCGAAAGCAGAUGGUGGAUUAGCAUUCGAGCCAAACAUGAGCUUCCGGCUAUUUGCUCUUACUUGGAGAUAUACCACAAGGACAACAGUGUUAUCCAAGCCCUCAUUCCAUCUCUAUAGUAUACAAAAAUAUUUAGCUA